AUGCAGCAAUCCGGACAGGCGGAAAGGGCUGGCUAUGACAAAACCGGUGGUGGCAGGUACAGAACGACUUCUUCUAAAGAUACGGAACUUGCAGCUACAAAGAUUCAAGCUGGAUUUCGUGGCUAUCAGGUUCGUAAACACUAUCAUCUUCAUGACCAAUCGGAUAGGUCAUCGCUCGGUCAUUCCCCAGAGGCUGGGCAUCAUAUGUGCACAAGCCCCGAAGAACAAUACCAAAAAGCGUCUGUUCUAAACCGCACUGAGGCUGACAAAGCUGCGGCCAAAAUCCAAGCUAGUUUCAGG
Messenger RNA from Opisthorchis viverrini, 300 nucleotides. RefSeq lists its product as hypothetical. The transcript has a single exon. Gene Ontology annotation, molecular function: protein binding. The record is from RefSeq and is a predicted model, not a curated record. NCBI's taxonomy places the organism in Eukaryota, Metazoa, Platyhelminthes, Trematoda, Opisthorchiida, Opisthorchiidae. The annotation marks the transcript as partial.